AUGAGAGCCGCGGCCACCCUGGGCUGGACGCUGCGGACCUGCGUGUCGGUGCUGGUGCUGGUGCUGGUCAGCGCGCCUUUGUCGGAGUGCUUCGGCCACCACCGCCGCCGCAGCCGCCCGGUGCCCCUGCCCUCCCGGGCCCGGCCCGGCUCCCUGUUGGCCCGGUUGGACCCGGACGCCGCCGGGCGCACCUGCGCUUUGCGAAGAGUCACGGCGCCCCAGUUUGCGAGCGGUUGGUUGCGAAUCCAGACGGUGACCCCCAACAACACCCCCACCCCCACCAACACCAACACCACCGGCGGCGGAGGCGGCGCCGUUACGCUGUGGCUCUCGCGCCGCCCGGACUGCGCGGCUUUGGGUCACAACCCUUUCUCCGUCCACCUGACCAGCUACUGCCCGGGCGGGUCCGGGGGCUUCUUCUCCACCGCGCGCCUUGACCUGCGCGUCCUCGGGCUCCGGUGCCCCUCGGCCGAGCCGCGGCCUCCGGCCGACGCCGCCUUCCGAGUGGACGGGAGGCUGGUGGCCCCGGACGGCCUGUGCCUGCGGCCGGACGCGUGGCCGGAGGUGGUCGUGCGCUGCGAGCGGUGCCCGGCGCGGGGGGGCCUCGCGGUCACCGUCACCGUCACCGUCCGCCUGCGACCACCACGACGACCACGACCACGACGGAGCGUCAACACCGGACCCCAGUUCCAGCCCCCGGCCUACCAGGUGUCGGUACCGGAGAACGAACCGGCGGGCACGAGCGUGGUGACCGUGCGGGCGGUGGACCCGGACGAGGGCGAGGCCGGGCGGCUGGAGUACUCCAUGGACGCCCUCUUCUACAGCCGCUCGAACGACCUGUUCGCCCUCGACCCGCUGACCGGCGCCGUGACGACGGUCCGGAGCCUGGACCGGGAGACCAAGGCCACGCACGUGUUCCGGGUGCUGGCCGUCGACCGCGGGAGCCCCCGGCGCACGGCCAUGGCCACCCUGUCGGUCACGGUGCGGGACACCAACGACCACGACCCGCUGUUCGAGCAGCGGGAGUACCGGGAGAGCGUGCGCGAGAACCUGGAGGUGGGCUACGAGGUGCUGACCGUCCGGGCCACCGACGCCGACGAGCUGCCCAACGCCGACGUGGUGUACCGCUUCCUGAACGGCGACGAGGGCCCGAACCGGGCGUUCGAGAUCGACCCGCGCUCGGGCGUCAUCCGGACCCGCGGGCCGGUCGACCGGGAGGCGGUGGCCUCGUACCGGCUGCUGGUCGAGGCCGACGACCAGGGCCGGGGCCCAGGGCCGAGCCGGAGCUCGACGGCCACCGUGCACAUCGCGGUGGAGGACGACAACGACAACAGCCCGCAGUUCGGGCAGCAGCGCUACUCGUGCCGGGUGCCGGAGGACGCCCGGCCCGACAGCCCGGUGGCCCGGGUGCGGGCCACCGACCGGGACGCCGGGCCCAACGCGGCCGUGCACUACAGCAUCGUGGGCGGCAACACCCGCGGCCAGUUCCACGUCGACGCCCGGAGCGGCCGGGUCGACGUGGUGGGCCGCUUGGACUACGAGGCCAUCCGGGAGUACACGCUGCGGAUCCGGGCCCAGGACGGCGGGCGGCCGCCCCUGUCCAACGCCAGCGGCCUCCUGACCGUGCGGGUGCUGGACGUGAACGACAACGCGCCGCUGUUCGUCAGCAGCCCGUUCCGGGCCAGCCUGCUGGAGAGCGUGCCGGUCGGCCACUCGGUGCUGCAGGCCCGGGCCGUCGACGCCGACUCGGGCGACAACUCGCGCCUCGAGUACCGGCUGGUGGGCGGCCCGCCGGCCCUGCCCUUCGCCGUCCAGGCCCAGACCGGCUGGAUCGUGGUGGGCCGGCCGCUGGACCGCGAGGCGGUCGACACUUACCGGUUCGGGGUGGAGGCCCGGGACCACGGCCGGCCGGCCCGGCUCUCGUCGUCGUCGGCCGUGACGGUGACCGUGCUCGACGUGAACGACAACAGCCCCGAGUUCGAGCGGCCCGCCUACCAGGUCCGGCUGAACGAGGACGCGGCCGUGGGCUCCAGCGUGCUGACCGUGCGGGCCGUCGACCGGGACGCCGGCGGCGGCGGCGUCACCUACCAGAUCACCGGCGGCAACACCCGCAACCGCUUCUCCAUCAGCAGCCAGGCCGCCGGUAACGGUGGUAACACCGGCGCCGGUAACACCGGUACCGGUACCGGCACCACCGGCGGCGGCCUGAUCUCCUUGGCCCUGCCGCUGGACUACAAGCUGGAGCGGCAGUACACGCUGACGGUGGCGGCCAGCGACGGCACCCGCUCCGACACGGUCCAGGUGCUGGUCAACGUGACCGACGCCAACACCCACCGGCCCGUCUUCCAGAGCUCGCACUACACGGUCGACGUGGACGAGGACCGGGCCGUGGGCACCACCGUGGUGGUCAUCGGGGCCACCGACGAGGACACGGGCGAGAACGCCCGCAUCAGCUACUUCAUGGAGGACAGCAUCCCCCAGUUCCGGAUCGGGCCGGACUCCGGGGCCGUGACCACCCUGACCGACCUGGACUACGAGGACCAGGUGUCCUACACGCUGGCCAUCACGGCCAAGGACAACGGGAUCCCGCAGAAGUCGGACACCACCUACCUGGAGAUCCUGGUCAACGACGUGAACGACAACCCGCCCCGGUUCCUGCGGGACGGCUACCAGGGCUCGGUCCACGAGGACGUGCCCGCCUUCACCAGCGUCCUGCAGGUGUCCGCCGCCGACCGGGACUCCGGCCUGAACGGCCGCGUGUUCUACACUUUCCAAGGCGGGGACGACGGCGAGGGGGACUUCAUCGUCGAGUCCACCUCCGGCAUCGUGAGGACCCUACGCAGGCUGGACCGAGAGAACGUCCCCGUGUACGACCUCAAGGCUUUUGCGGUGGAUAAAGGGGUCCCUCCCAUGAAGACGCCCAUUGACAUCCAAGUCACCGUGUUGGACGUCAACGACAACCCUCCGGUCUUCGAGAAGGACGAGUUUGAUAUAUUUGUGGACGAGAACAGUCCGAUAGGGCUAGUGGUGGCGCGGGUCACGGCCACCGACCCGGACGAAGGCACCAACGCUCAAAUCAUGUACCAGAUCGUGGAGGGGAACAUUCCCGAAGUCUUCCAGUUGGAUAUCUUUUCCGGGGAGUUGACGGCGCUGACGGAUCUGGAUUACGAAACCAAGUCCGAGUACGUGAUCGUGGUUCAGGCCACCUCGGCGCCUCUGGUCAGCCGGGCCACGGUUCACAUCCGCCUCUUGGACAAAAACGAUAAUAUUCCCCGCUUGAAAAACUUCGAGAUCAUCUUCAACAACUACAUCACCAACAAGUCCAGCAGUUUCCCCACCGGAGUGAUCGGCAGAAUCCCCGCUCACGACCCCGACGUCUCCGACGCGCUUUAUUACGGCUUCGAACACGGGAAUGAGCUAAAUCUGGUCAUUCUCAACCAAACCACGGGGGAGUUGAGGCUGAGCCGCGCUUUGGACAACAACAGGCCCCUUGAAGCCAUCAUGAGGGUUUCUGUAUCGGAUGGUAUUCACAGUGUGACAGCUCAGUGUACGCUGCACGUCACCAUCAUUACCGAUGAAAUGUUAACCAACAGCAUCACUUUACGUCUGGAGAACAUGUCCCAGGAAAUGUUCCUUUCUCCACUUCUCUCGUUAUUUGUUGAAGGAGUGGCCACCGUGUUGUCCGCCAUGAGGGAGGACAUUGUGAUAUUCAACAUCCAGAACGACACGGACGUAAGGGCCACUAUCCUCAACGUCAGUCUGUCCGUCUUGCUGCCCGAUGGGGCCCAUAAUCAAUUUUUCUCUUCCGAGGACCUGCAAGAGCAGAUUUAUCUCAACCGCACGCUCCUCACUGCCAUCUCCACCCAGAGGGUGCUGCCUUUUGAUGACAAUAUCUGCCUCAGGGAGCCUUGUGAGAAUUACAUGAAGUGUGUGUCCGUUUUGAAGUUUGACAGCUCAGCUCCAUUCAUUUCCUCGGGCACCAUCCUCUUUCGUCCCAUUCACCCAAUCAACGGCCUGAGAUGUAGAUGCCCGGCUGGGUUUACCGGAGAUUACUGUGAAACGGAAAUCGACCUCUGUUACUCCAACCCCUGUGGAAACAAUGGGAUCUGUCGCAGUAAGGAAGGAGGUUAUACCUGCGAAUGCCAUGAAGACCACACAGGUGAUCGCUGUGAGGUGAACUCACGGUCAGGCCGCUGUUCUCCAGGGGUUUGCCGUAACGGAGGCUCGUGCGUGAACCUGCUAGUGGGAGGCUUCAAGUGCGACUGUCUGCCGGGCGAGUACGAAAAGCCGUACUGCGAGAUGACAACUCGCAGUUUCCCCUCCCAGUCCUUCAUCACCUUCAAGGGGCUACGGCAGCGAUUUCACUUCAGCAUCUCGCUCACGUUCGCCACCAAGAAGAAAAACGGGCUGCUCUUGUACAAUGGACGUUUCAAUGAGAAACAUGACUUUAUAGCCUUGGAAAUUAUUAAUGAGCAGAUCCACUUGACGUUUUCUGCAGGAGAGUCGAGAACAAUGGUAACCCCUUACAUCCCAGGAGGAGUGAGCGACGGGCAGUGGCACACAGUACAGCUUCACUACUAUAACAAGCCUGUCAUUGGGAGGUCGGGUGUCCCUCAAGGUCCAUCUGAGCAAAAAGUUACCGUUGUUACUGUUGACGACUGUGAUACUUCUGUGGCCCUCCACUUUGGCAGCCUCAUUGGGAACUACUCCUGUUCCGCUGAAGGAACCCAGUCAGGGUCAAAAAAAUCCUUGGAUUUGACGGGUCCUUUGCUUCUCGGAGGUGUCCCCAACCUACCCGAAGAUUUUCCUCUGCAAAAUCACGAGUUUGUGGGGUGUAUGAAGAACCUGUUUAUUGACAACCAGCAGAUUGACAUGGCUGAUUUUAUAGCAAAUAAUGGGACGGUAUCAGGCUGCUCAGCAAAGUGGAACUUCUGUGAUUCGAACACGUGCAAGAACGGAGGGACCUGUGUGAACAGGUGGGAGACCUUCAGCUGUGAGUGUCCAUUGGGCUUCGGAGGCAAGAAGUGUGAGCAAGUAAUGGCCAGCCCUCAGCGGUUCCUGGGGAACAGUCUUGCCUCGUGGAACAACCUUCUCAACACCAUCACUUUGCCCUGGUACAUCGGACUAAUGUUCCGCACCAGGCUAGCAACUGGCAUUUUGAUCCGUGUGGAUGCUGGUCAGUUCUCCACCGUAAGCAUUCAGCUCAGCGAGGGCAGCGUGAUGUUAGCUGUGUAUCGUUCAAGCACCCAGGUCACAGCAUUGACGCUGGAGCAAGUAAAGGUCAACGAUGGAGACUGGCAUCAUUUACAUUUGGAAUUAAGAAGUUCGAAAGACGGACAGGAGACCAAGUACAUAGCUCUCAUGUCUAUUGACUACGGGCUUCACCAGACGAUGGUGGAAAUUGGCAAUGAGCUGCAUGGUCUGAAGCUGAAGAUCAUUAACAUUGGUGGAGUUUCAGGGGACGAUGGGAAUGUUCUACAGGGUUUCCGUGGAUGCAUGCAGGGGGUCCGAAUUGGCGAGACGUUUUCCAGUGCCGUGGCUCUGAACAUCAACCUCGCCGAAAAGGUGAACAUAGAGAGAGGUUGCAAUGUUCCCGAUCCCUGCGAUUCCAGCCCUUGCCCUUCAAACAGCUACUGCAGCGAUGACUGGGAUAGCUACUCGUGUAGCUGCGACCCAGGAUACUAUGGUGAGGAAUGUCAGGAUGUUUGCUCCCUGAACCCCUGCGAGCACCAGUCUGCGUGUACCCGCAAACCCAGCUCUUCACACGGCUACACCUGCGACUGUUCGGAGAACUACUUCGGACAGUACUGUGAGAACAAGAUUGACCAGCCCUGCCCUAGAGGAUGGUGGGGACAUCCUAUCUGCGGACCUUGCAGUUGUGACACCGGCAGUGGGUUUGAUGCUGAUUGCAACAAGACGACUGGGGAUUGCAGAUGUAAGGAAAAUCACUACUGGCCUCCCGGAAGUGAGGCCUGCUACCCCUGUGACUGUUACCCAACAGGUUCUUUGUCUCGCAUGUGCGACAUGGAGACUGGCCAGUGCCAGUGUAAGCCGGGGGUCAUUGGAAGGCAGUGUGACCACUGUGACAACCCUUUUGCGGAGGUUUCCCCCAACGGCUGUGAAGUGAUUUACGACAGCUGUCCGCGAGCCAUUGAAGCAGAGAUCUGGUGGCCCAGAACCAAGUUUGGACUGCCCGCUGCAGUGCCUUGCCCCAAAGGAUCAAUCGGAACAGGGAUCAGGCACUGUGAUGAACAUAGGGGCUGGCUCCCUCCUAACCUCUUCAACUGCACCACCAAUACCUUUGUCGAGCUAAAAGUCAUCGCUGACAAGCUGAACCGGAAUGAGACGUCGCUGGACGUGGAAAAAUCCAAGCAAAUGGCGCUGCUACUACAGAACGCCACUCGGUACACGGACGCAUACUUCGGCAGCGACGUUAAGAUCGCGUACCAUUUGGUAUCCAAAAUCCUGGAGUUUGAGAACGCCCAAGAGGGAUUUAAUCUAGCCGCCACCCAGGACGUGCAGUUCACAGAGAACCUCAUUAAAGUCGGCAACUCAAUUCUGGAGGCGAGUAACAAACAGCACUGGGACAUGAUCCAGCAAACAGACGGAGGGACUGCUCACCUGCUCAGGUGUUACGAGAACUACGCGAACGCUCUGGCACAAAACAUGAGAAAAACCUACCUCAGCCCUUUCACCAUCGUCACUCCCAAUAUGGUGAUUUCGGUCGAUCGGCUCCGCAAGCUGAACUUUGCCGGAGUCAAACUCCCUCGCUAUGACUCCGUGCGGGGAGAGAAGCCAGCCGACAGGGAGACAGCAGCCAUCCUCCCCGAGUCCAUCUUCCGACCGGCGGAGAACAAACUCUCUUCGCCGGACAGUCCCAGAACCACGGAGCCCUCCACAGAAGAGGAAAACGCACCCCUGUACAGGCAGAAGCGUCACCCAGAGACAAACGAAGAGGACGCCAUCGCCACUAUCAUUAUCUACUGGACGCUGGGAGAGCUGUUACCGGAGCAGUACGACCCUGACAAGCGAAGCCUGAGGGUUCCCAAGCGACCGGUCAUCAACAGCCCGAUCGUCAGCGUCACCGUCCACGACAAUGAUGAGCUGCUGGAGCACGAGUUGGAAAACCCGAUCACCGUGCACUACCGGCUGUUCGAAACCGAAGAGCGCUCCAAACCCAUCUGCGUGUUCUGGAACCACUCCAUCCAUGUCGGCGGAACGGGAGGCUGGUCCUCAAAGGGCUGUGAGCUGCUCUUCAGGAACGAGACCCACAUCAGCUGUCAGUGCAAUCACAUGACCAGUUUUGCCGUUCUCAUGGACAUCUCCAGACGAGAGAACGGUGAGAUACUACCUCUGAAGCUCGUCACGUACACCACCGUGGCAAUCUCGCUGGGGGCUUUGCUCCUGUCCUUCCUGGUGCUUCUGUUCCUGAGGUCCCUGCGUUCGAACCAGCACAGCAUCAGCAAGAACAUGGUGGUUGCUCUCUUCUCCUCUGAGCUGAUCUUCCUCCUGGGCAUCAACCAGGCUGACAACCCGUUUGUCUGCACUGUGAUCGCCAUCAUGCUCCACUUCUUCUACAUGUGCACCUUUGCCUGGAUGUUCCUGGAAGGACUUCACAUCUACCGGAUGCUGACCGAAGUCCGCGACAUCAACUACGGGCCCAUGCGCUUCUACUACAUGGUGGGCUGGGGGGUUCCUGCCUUCAUCACAGGGUUGGCCGUGGGUCUCGACCCAGAGGGAUAUGGUAAUCCCGACUUCUGUUGGCUCUCCAUGUUCGACAAGCUGAUCUGGAGCUUUGCAGGCCCCAUCGCGCUCUCAGUUUCUAUGAACGUUUUCCUGUACAUUCUGUCUGCCAAAGCCUCCUGUAGACCCCGGCACCAAGGCUUCGAGAAGAAGGGGACUGUAUCUGGAUUACGCACCUCGUUUGUGGUGCUGCUUCUCGUCAGCACCACGUGGCUCUUUGCAGUGCUGUCAGUGAACAACGACACCAUUAUCUUCCACUAUCUCUUCGCUGGAUUCAACUGUCUGCAGGGUCCGUUCAUCUUCAUCUUCCGCUGUCUCCUCAACAAGGAAGUACGGAAAGCCAUCAAGUACACCUUCAGUAAGAAGCACAUCGACGACACCAUCGUAACAACAAAGUCAACGCUAGCUUCUUCGCUUUGCAAUAACACCUACAUCGACGGUCGGGCAUAUCGCUCAGCAUUCGGGGAUUCCACCGGCUCGCUGAGCAGUGCUACAAGAUCAGGGAAAAGCCACAACAGUUACAUUGCAUUUGUUCUCAGGGAAGAAGCUGCCUUGAAUAACAGCACCUCUAGUCAGGCCCACAUUGCUCUGACUGACCACAACACUUCCUUAUUCCAUGAGAUCAAGGGUGCUCCAGAUGAGCACGAUUCGGACUCGGACAGUGACCUUUCACUGGAGGAUGACCAAAGCGGAUCGUACGCCUCCACUCAUUCUUCAGACAGCGAAGAAGAUGCAGAGUUUCAAGCCGAGCCAGGUUGGGAGAAUGUUAUAUCCCCAAAUAAUGAAAAGCUCAACGCCCACAGUACGCCAAAAGUGGACAACAUAUCCGCUCAUGUGAAGCCUUACUGGCCAGGAGAGUUCAUGACGACAGCAAGCGAAAGCGAGGGUCACGCUGGGUCGGAGAAACUGAAGGUAGAGACGGUAGCGAAUAUCGAGCUUCAUCGAGAAAAGCUCAACCAUGUGGACGAAAGGCCAAAGGAGAACGGAGAUACUCUGUAUAAAGAAAGUUCCGUGACGUCAAUGCCGAACCCUAAUGCACAGCCUCAGAAAGGAAUCCUGAAAAACAAAGGGCUCCCGCUGUUCACAGAGAAGAACAGCAUCAACCGAAUUCACAAUGAACUUUCCAAUCAUAAACCGGCAACUGUGUCCUCUCGGGCCUCUUCGGUGGCAUCCAGUGAGGGGAGUCGGUCUGGGGGGCUGGCCAAACUGAGACCGAUGGCGGUGGGCGAGCAGAUGAACGGAGUCAUGCCCAUCCCCAUGAGCAUUAAAGCUGGCACAGUGGAUGAGGACUCGUCAGGGUCUGAUAGCAGUGACGAGACCUCGAUAUGAACCCCUCACAUCAGCGUAGGACACGGAGGAUUCCUAAGAGCAGCAGCAAUGUCACUUUGUUUACCUCAGACAAGCCUGGGUGACUUGCCUUGCCCCAAGGGACAAAGCUAUGAGUUGCAAACACUGUCUAAAGGAAAGAAACUUACUGUCACAUGGAGCGUGGGGCUGAGAAAGGUGUGACUACUUAACGUUCAUAUCAGUGCCAAAUCCUAUUGACACACAGCUUUGCGAGCGUGUGAGCGUGCAUGCUAACGGACCAAGUGACGGCCUGGGGCUAGACUCCGACAUAGUCUGAACGCACCCGGAUGGAUUUUGGACCAGGUCGGGACGCAGAGCACUGAAGAACUGAAAUUCGAAAGAAGGCGACUUUGGAACUUCGGAAUUUCGUAUUCUCAAAUUUUUAAGUGCAACGAACGGAAGAUUUAAAAGCUUCAGGGAAUUUAUUGUAAUUAACUAUGUUUAUAUAAGGUCUGUUUGCGAUUACACCCCUGUGCCACCCCCCACCCCCAAAAGCUCCCUAAGACUGUCUCAGUCUCUGUACUUGUCGCCACGCUCCUCUCUUCGAUUCCAUUCCUUUUUUCCCCUGGUUCGAAGGCUGACGUAAACCAAUGUUACAUGACAUACAUCAUUUCGUAGUGAAGUCACCAGCCAAGCAGAAAAGCCCACUUGUGGUGUAAAGCUUCCCUUUGUCCUGAAUGCAGAUACAGCACUUUUUACUUGAUGUAUUUGCCUAUUCUCUGCCACCCGGAGUUGAGUGCCUGCGUCAUUCCUUUUGUCAUUCUAAUGGAUUUGGUGCUCAACGAGGUGGCAGGAAGCUCAAAAGUUGCAUUUACCAGUACCAUAUGUAUACAUGUUCCCCGCUCUUGUUACAGCAGCAGAGGGUGUGGAGCAAAAUCACUUAAAAAGGCAGGAAUGAAGCGACUCGAUCUAGCAAUGGAGAAGCACUCUCACAUUCCAGAUACCUUAACUGACGUUGCUCAUUGUGAUGCCCAUUACUCCAUAACCUCUCCGGUCUGCAUUUUCAAUUUGAGUCGCAUUGUUUGCUUGGAGAAGCCAUGAAUUGCCAUUGAGAUGGUCUUGGGAAGAUACAUUGCCACAGCUUGAGCACCUGUCAAGCCCACCUCACUUUCCCUCUCCCUCCCCGCACCCCUUAAAUCGCUCACAUCAUCAUUUCUGAGCUCAAUGAUGCAAUGUAUGACCACAAACCGCUAAAACUGUACUCACGUUCUCCGCACGUGGGAAAAAUUGCCUUUAGCCACGCAGCCUUCGUCCCCCAGAUUUGGUGGAGUUUUAUCCUCAGAGCAAUGCCUACUUCGAACAAUGUUUUUUUUCAAAAAAAAACCGAGGAAGAUCAAUAUGUAGAUAAACUUUGAUAUGAUUUGUAAGGACAGAAAAAUGUGCGUUGUACAUUGCUUGCGUUUUUUUUUAAAAGAAAAAAAGUUGGGUUUAACAUAGUUCUUAAAGAAGUCCUAGUAGAGAAUCUCAGAUGUUUAUUUAAAGAGAACGUUGUUCAUUUUUCUGUUAAUAUGACGUUUGUCCAUAUUGUAUAGAUUCAUUGUUUUUUGAUCGAAAAGCAAAAACUUCCACCAUUCUAACGGAAUCUGGCGACGGAUUUCUCACUUUUCACUAGAACAAUACUGAAUGCUUUCUAACAGUUAAUUGUACAGUCAAAAUUCUUAAUGUACAUACUGUAGGUUUUUAAAUAAAUGUAGUCAAAGCAGGUGCGUUUGCCUGAAGAUGGACAGAGA
Messenger RNA from Callorhinchus milii (elephant shark), 10820 nucleotides. It is a transcript of the gene celsr2, whose product is annotated as cadherin, EGF LAG seven-pass G-type receptor 2. Gene Ontology annotation, biological process: homophilic cell-cell adhesion; G protein-coupled receptor signaling pathway; cell surface receptor signaling pathway. Gene Ontology annotation, molecular function: calcium ion binding; G protein-coupled receptor activity. Gene Ontology annotation, cellular component: plasma membrane. NCBI's taxonomy places the organism in Eukaryota, Metazoa, Chordata, Chondrichthyes, Chimaeriformes, Callorhinchidae. Bases 1 to 9072 code for a protein of 3023 amino acids. The record is from RefSeq and is a predicted model, not a curated record. The transcript has 38 exons.